Molecule: messenger RNA, 1731 nt
Organism: Ectocarpus siliculosus
Lineage: Eukaryota; Phaeophyceae; Ectocarpales; Ectocarpaceae
Source: the annotation of a GenBank genome assembly
AUGGCAACGCGAGAUCUCACGCGACGAUUUGCCGAGUUGCGAGUGCUGCAGCAUGGGGUGGAAGGCUCGGCAUCGGAGAGCAAGCGGCCCGGAGAUGCUUUCAGCGAGAGCGGGCUGUUGGAUGACGCGAGCACGGGCACGAGCUGGGCUUCGACCCGCCAUCAGCUGCCGCCCCUCUGGGUGGAUAAGGUCGACGGCGUGGAGGAGGAUGUCCGCCUCAUUCAGCUCAAACUGAGGGAGCUUUCGGCUCUUCACACGAAGAGGCUGAUGGUGACGUUCGACGAGAGCGAGGCGGAGAGGGAGAGGGACGUAGAAGAUGCCACACGAGAGGUUACCGCGCUUUUCCGUCGGGCAGAGAGACAACUCAAGCACCUCAUGGGGGAAUCGGCGGGGCUAACGCCGGCGGAGGCGACGGUGCGUAACAACAUUCAGAGGGCCACGGCGCGGAAACUCCAAUCCCUCUCGGGAGGGUUCCGAACAAGCCAGAAGGACUACCUUCGACGGUUGCAGGCGCAAAAGAAGGGAGACGGGGCGUUUGACUUCUUGGCAGAGGAGGAGCGCGCCUCCAAGCACGCGAAGGGGCGGCUAGACCCCGGGUUCAACGAGCAGCAGAUGGCGGUGCUGGAAGACACGGAGGUGCUGGUGGGGCAACGAGACGGCGAGAUCAACAACAUUGUGAAAAGUAUUGAGGACCUAUCGACGAUCUUUAAGGAGCUGGCGGUGUUGGUUAUCGACCAGGGCACGAUCCUCGACCGGAUUGACUUCAACAUGGAACAGGUGGUGGAACACACUCGCGAGGGGGUCUCGCAGCUGCAAAGAGCCGAAGAACACCAGAAGUCGGCGCUACCGCUCAAGUGCAUCGGCAUUCUCGUUGUCCUCAUCAUCAUCAUGUUGGGUCUUCUCGUGUGGAAACACUCGAACUAGAGCGAGGCGUUAUUCUCCACCCCGGGGACGGUUACCUAGUGGCCUCGGGUUCGACUGCGAGUACACUGCGUACCAUUUUUUUCGGUGUUUUCGCCUUGCAACUGUAAUUCUUGGAGACGCUAGUGUGUCUGCCGUUUGUGUCAUGACUGUGUUCGGCGCUUUCUCUUGGGAAGACACAGCUGUGAAUGGCGGCAAGUGUUGUAGUAGAAACAUUUUUUUUCUGCUUGUUUGGUGUUCGCAAGGCCGAUGACCGACUGUGCUGAACGGCGGUCGAGAAACCGACGUUCGUAAACGAAGGGGGAUGACUUAUACAUGCGGCGGUCGUAGGGAAUAUGAUACUCCUUGUACGCAUUAUCUGUUGGCAUGUCUAUUCGCCCCCAGUGACGGAAGCUUGUUCUCAUGAGCUUGCGAUCGAUAUCCGUCAAACAACAGACCUGUUUUGUAUGUGUUCUACGAGGUCUGAUUCUCGUUACAGUAGGAAGGCGUGGAGCAUACCGCAUAUAGUGGUAAAGAGGAAGCUUAUGUGAUGAGAGAGCUAGUUGCUCUGUGUCAGGAGCUCGCCAUUUUGGCGUAGAUCCUUGUGAGACCUUUCUCAGUGGUACGUUAGUGUAGCGCUUUAGUCUAAUAGUUAGAGGCCUAGGUCUUGCAAGAACCGGUCUCGCCCAGGUGUAUUUGAGACCCUUCCCUGGAGGGCAUACCUUUUUUGCUGUGUUGCGGAUUUUGAAAGCGCAGCAGCGGAGACCGGGAUGGGUGCCGCAAAGAAUGCCAGAUGCUGUUGCUUCUGUAGGAGGAGACAUGUUUUGCUGU